AUGUCACAAAGAAGGCGUCAAGCACCAUCCCUACCAGGCUUACCUAAGUAUUCAACAUCCUCCGAGUCCUCUUCCAGCUCAGAGGCGGAACCAGAAGACUACGAACCAAAGGCCAACCAAGGAGCAGUCACAACCCAAAAAGUAGCCCCAACCCAGAAAGUAGCCGUACCCCGAUUCGGAUCCGCAACCCAAAAAGUAGAGCCAAACCAAGAAACAGCCGCAGCGCCAGGAUACGUGGGAUACAUCUGGUCACCGCCACCGGGCUCACCCACAGAGAAAGAUGAAGACGAACCCGAACCCGAACUCGAUCCACUCUCAGAUGAUAUAAACUGGGAUGACGACGAAGACCCACACGAGCCCGAUGGAAAGGGCGAGGGGAACGGCGACGAAGAGCCCCAGACCACCGGCGUCGAAGCCCCGAACCCCAUCACCAUUCAGCUAAACCCCGUAGAGCGCAUAUUCAGAACGCCAUCUUCGACGGGCACCGUAUAUUCGUUUCCAGACCCAGAACUGGCUGGAACAGACGCAGUAGCAGAAGUAGUAGACUCAGCAGCGUCCUCGCCGCUAGGUGCAAAAAGUCCUACUCCACCCCCUCCCUCUCCCGGCCCACCUGCAAACAAGCCGAAGGAAAGAGGUAUGCCAACGGGUGUUGCUCCGAGGGCAGGACACCAACAUGCAGAAACGGGCAUGGAGGAUGACGCGCCGGAUGCUGGGGUAGCGCGCGCGGUAGCCGCAGCAAAGAAAAGGAAACGCGAGGAGGAAGAGAAGAAUAAGCGCAAGGCGCCGCCGCGGAAGAAGACACGGUUUGCGUCACCGGAGGAUGAUGACGACGACUUAUCGGAUGCGCCGUCGAAUCCCGAACCUCCUUCGCCAGUUGCGGUAGUUGAGACGGCGAAGAAGGGGAGGAAGACCAACAACGGGAAGAAGGAAGGCACAAAGCCGAAACCGGGUAAAGCGCCUCCCAAAAAACCGACGAAGAACACCCCGAAAGGCGUUAAGGGAAAGAAGGGUGAGGGUAUGGAGAAAAAGAAGUGCACUGGGACAACGACUAAGGGCGAGCCGUGUAAGAACCAGGGGAAUGUGAAGGAGGGAGAUGACUAUAACUGUGGGAAGCAUAAGCCUAAGGAGUGA
Messenger RNA from Alternaria ventricosa, 1131 nucleotides. RefSeq lists its product as uncharacterized. Lineage: Eukaryota; Fungi; Ascomycota; Dothideomycetes; Pleosporales; Pleosporaceae. Bases 1 to 1131 code for a protein of 376 amino acids. The transcript has a single exon. The record is from RefSeq and is a predicted model, not a curated record.